GAAAUGCCCGCUCUGAGCGUCGCUGACACAGCUUGUAAUGUGACAGACCUGGGCGUGGUUCCAGCGCGCAACUCUGAGCUAUUGCAAGAUCCUGCCUCCUCCUUGUCCGACGGAUCUUCGGAUGACGUCUCUUGGUUGGAAGUGCUGGGAUUUUUGGCUAAACUGCUAGGUGCAGUUGCCGCACUGAAAGCAGCUGUGUAUCUUUUUCGUGUGCUGUGUGCAGUCAUGGCCUGGAAGUCAGGAGGAGCCAGCCACUCGGAGCUGGUCAAUAACCUGCGCAAAAAUGGAAUUAUCAAAUCAGAUAGAGUGUUCGAAGUUAUGGUUGAAACAGAUCGCCGGCAUUAUGCAAAAUGCAAUCCAUACAUGGACUCUCCACAGUCAAUAGGUUACCAAGCAACAAUUAGUGCACCACACAUGCAUGCUUAUGCCCUAGAACUUCUUCAUGAUCAGUUACAUGAAGGUGCCAAAGCUCUUGAUGUAGGAUCUGGAACUGGAAUUCUUACUGCAUGUUUUUCAAGAAUGGUUGGCCCAAAGGGAAAAGUAGUAGGGAUUGACCAUAUCAAAGAAUUAGUAGAUGAUUCUGUAAAUAAUGUAAAAAAAGAUGACCCAACCUUAUUGUCUUCAGGCCGAGUGAAGCUAUUAGUUGGAGAUGGGAGAAUGGGUUACCCAGAAGAAGCACCGUAUGAUGCUAUUCAUGUAGGAGCAGCUGCACCUGUUGUACCCCAAGCUCUUAUAGAUCAACUUAAACCAGGAGGAAGAUUAAUCUUACCUGUUGGUCCAGCUGGUGGAAACCAAAUGUUGGAACAAUAUGAUAAGCUAGAAGAUGGAAGUGUCAAAAUGAAGCCUUUGAUGGGGGUGAUCUACGUGCCUUUAACAGACAAAGAUAAGCAGUGGUCCAGGGAUGAAUUGUAACCGCUCAUACGAUUGAGACAAAGUAUUGCAAUGCAGUGCUCAAGGCCUUCUCAAAAGCAUUUUCUUCAGAAUCAUCAGCAGUGCAGCUUGUUUUGGACUUUAUUACCCUGUUAAAAGCGGUGUGGAAUGUUUGUUUUCUGACUUUUUUAACUGAAGGGGUUGCAGAAUUAUUUGGGGAAGGCAUAUUUAAGUUUAUUUUAGAUAUAAAAAAAAGUUUGACCAAUUUAAUGCAAGCAACCACUUUGACAGCUAUUUAAUUAAAAUUGCACGUAUUCUGUUUUCAUCUCCGGAUACACAAAAACUGCAGUGUACAGCAUUGUUGUUACAUUUGAAGUUCAUCAAAUGCCUCACAUAUGCAUACUAUAAAGUUUCUGCUAAAUGCUGCUAAACAUAUAGAAAUGAGCUUCCUUUAUUUCAACUGGUGUCUUAGAAUAGCAUGUUGUGGAUGCAGUCAGCGGCUUAACCUUACUACUGAGCAAUGUCUUUGUCUUAAUUUCCUUUGCAUCCAGGAAGUACAUCACACUUUAGUCUACAGUUAAUGCUGUAGAAAUUAUAAAUUCUAUUCAGACUGGAGAUUUAAAAAUCCAUUCUCAGGCUAAGUAAUAAUUGGCGACCAACACUAUGAUAAAGCACCUUCCCAUUGAUGCAGUUUAUUGAUAUAUUGAUACUCUGUUUAAGAAAUAUUCUGUAUAAGAAAUAAACACAUGCUGUGUAAGGUAUGUUCAUGUUACCGAACUGUUUAUGCAGCUCUGCUUUGCCAAAUAAAGUACAAAGCAAAAUCA
Xenopus laevis (African clawed frog) is the source of this 1694-nucleotide messenger RNA. RefSeq names its product protein-L-isoaspartate (D-aspartate) O-methyltransferase L homeolog (gene pcmt1.L). The transcript is spliced from 8 exons. Gene Ontology annotation, cellular component: cytosol; cytoplasm. The record is from RefSeq and is marked provisional. Bases 226 to 912 code for a protein of 228 amino acids. Lineage: Eukaryota; Metazoa; Chordata; Amphibia; Anura; Pipidae. Gene Ontology annotation, molecular function: protein-L-isoaspartate (D-aspartate) O-methyltransferase activity.